UUGGCUAACCACGUAGACACUAUGUUUGCAAAGUUGAAUGAUGACAUGAAACGUGUAGCUACAAUUUAUGGUGAUGGCAGCUUUUUUGCUCGAAAUUUCGAUACUUACGAUGCAGAAGUGGAAGAGUUGGGAAAGCUGAAUGAAGCAGAGGCUAGAGCACAACUUCAACGGUACGCCCUGCGUUGCCACGUGAAUGAAAAGGAAAAAGAACAGCUGCAUAGAAGAAAUCGAGAGUUGAAUGAUGCCCUCGAAAUUUUGCGAGUCCACAUUUUACGUACGCAAACCAAUGUGCUUGAUCAGGCUCGCAGAGUUGCAAAACAAGCUACAGAUGGUUUGAAUGAGUUGCUACAAUCUUCAUCGAAAGAAAUCACAAAGCUAAAUCAGAAGAAUGCUCUAUCGCUAGCACAAAGCAGCUCUUUACAAAACCAGCUCAAGCAGACAACUGCUCAGCUGGAAGCGAAAAAAGAGAAGAAUGCUCUGUCGUUAGCACAAAGCAGCACUUUACAAAACCAGCUCAAACAGACAACUGCUCAGCUAGAAGCGAAAAAAGAGGCUCUAAAAGAAGCAAAUAAAAACUUAGACAUGCUUCGAUUUGAAAGAGAUUCACUGCAGAACCACAGCGAUCAGCGAGAUCAGAAGUUAGAGCAACUCGAGUCUCGUAUACAUGAUCUCAGUGAAGAUUUAAAAUUGAAAGAGGAAGCCGUGAUAAAAGCAAAAGCAGAGGUAAUGUGGAGUGUUCCUUCAGUGGUGAUGUGGCUGACAUAA
Cylicostephanus goldi is the source of this 765-nucleotide messenger RNA. The record is from the annotation of a GenBank genome assembly. NCBI's taxonomy places the organism in Eukaryota, Metazoa, Nematoda, Chromadorea, Rhabditida, Strongylidae.